GUUCCCUCCCCCCUCCCCGGGCUCCAGUGGCGGCGGAGUGAACUGGACCGGCCCGGCCUCAGAGCGCGAGGUGGCGGGUGGGACGCGGGCGCCUGAAGGAGUUGUUGUUUCGGCAGCGCCCGCGGAGACGUGAAGAGGUGGAUGUGGGAAGAGAAGUUUGUAGAACUGAGAUGGAGGUCAGAGCUUCAUUACAGAAGGUUAGUGGAUCAUCUGAUUCUGUGGCUACAAUGAACAGUGAAGAAUUUGUUUUGGUUCCUCAGUAUGCAGAUGAUAAUUCUACAAAACAUGAAGAAAAACCUCAACUGAAGAUAGUUUCUAAUGGUGAUGAACAAUUGGAAAAAGCCAUGGAAGAGAUUUUGAGAGAUUCCGAGAAAAGGCAAAGCGGUCUUCUUGUUGAUUGUCAAAGUUCCAGUGAGAUUUCAGACCAUUCAUUUGGAGAUAUUCCAGCCAACCAAACAAAUAAGCCAUCUCUUCAGUUAAUUUUGGAUCCGUCUAACACAGAAAUUUGUACACCCAGACCAUCUUCUCCAGGUGGACUACCUGAAGAAGAUAGUGUUUUAUUUAAUAAACUGACCUACUUAGGAUGUAUGAAGGUUUCUUCCCCACGUAAUGAAGUAGAGGCUUUACGGGCAAUGGCAACCAUGAAAUCUUCCAGUCAGUACCCCUUUCCUGUUACCCUGUAUGUACCAAAUGUUCCAGAAGGUUCUGUGAGAAUCAUAGACCAAUCCAGCAAUGUGGAGAUAGCAUCUUUUCCAAUCUAUAAGGUUUUAUUCUGUGCACGUGGACAUGACGGAACAACAGAGAGCAAUUGCUUUGCAUUUACAGAGAGUUCCCAUGGUUCAGAAGAAUUUCAGAUACAUGUUUUCUCCUGUGAAAUUAAAGAGGCAGUAAGCAGAAUUUUGUAUAGUUUCUGUACAGCAUUCAAACGUUCUUCCAGACAAGUGUCUGAUGUUAAAGACUCAGUUAUUCCUACCCCUGACAGUGAUGUGUUUACCUUCAGUGUCUCUUUGGAGGUAAAAGAAGACGAUGGAAAAGGAAACUUUAGCCCUGUGCCUAAGGAUAGAGAUAAAUUUUAUUUCAAAUUAAAGCAAGGAAUAGAGAAGAAGGUUGUGAUUACAGUGCAGCAACUUUCUAACAAAGAAUUAGCUAUUGAAAGAUGUUUUGGAAUGUUAUUAAGCCCAGGUCGAAACGUGAAGAACAGUGACAUGCAUUUACUGGAUAUGGAAUCCAUGGGAAAGAGCUAUGAUGGGAGAGCUUAUGUCAUCACUGGCAUGUGGAACCCCAAUGCACCAAUAUUUCUGGCGCUUAAUGAGGAAACACCAAAAGAUAAGCGAGUAUACAUGACUGUGGCAGUGGAUAUGGUAGUCACAGAGGUGGUGGAGCCUGUUCGCUUUCUCCUGGAGACAGUAGUCCGUGUGUACCCUGCAAAUGAGCGAUUUUGGUAUUUCAGCAGAAAGACUUUCACAGAGACUUUCUUCAUGAGAUUGAAACAGUCUGAGGGAAAAGGCCAUACCAAUGCUGGAGAUGCAAUAUAUGAGGUGGUGAGUCUACAGCGAGAGUCUGACAAGGAGGAACCAGUCACUCCUACUAGUGGAGGGGGUCCAAUGUCACCCCAGGAUGAUGAAGCAGAAGAGGACAGUGAUAAUGAACUCUCAAGUGGAACAGGUGAUGUGUCUAAGGAUUGUCCUGAGAAGAUCCUGUAUUCUUGGGGAGAAUUGCUAGGAAAAUGGCACAAUAACCUUGGUGCACGACCAAAAGGGCUAUCUACUCUGGUGAAGAGUGGUGUCCCCGAAGCAUUGAGGGCAGAGGUAUGGCAGUUACUGGCAGGCUGCCAUGACAACCAGGCAAUGCUGGAUAGAUACCGAAUUCUUAUCACAAAGGACUCAGCCCAGGAGAGUGUUAUUACUCGAGAUAUUCAUCGUACAUUUCCCGCACAUGAUUACUUUAAAGAUACUGGAGGAGAUGGUCAGGAAUCGCUCUAUAAGAUCUGCAAGGCCUACUCUGUGUAUGAUGAAGACAUUGGAUACUGUCAAGGGCAGUCUUUUCUUGCUGCUGUAUUACUGCUGCAUAUGCCAGAGGAACAAGCAUUCUGUGUUUUGGUGAAAAUCAUGUACGACUAUGGUUUGAGAGACCUCUACAAAAACAACUUUGAAGAUCUUCAUUGCAAAUUCUACCAGUUGGAGAGACUAAUGCAGGAACAGCUACCGGACCUGCAUAGCCAUUUUUGUGAUCUGAACCUGGAAGCUCAUAUGUAUGCAUCCCAGUGGUUUCUCACUCUUUUUACUGCCAAGUUCCCACUCUGCAUGGUGUUCCACAUCAUUGACUUACUGCUUUGUGAGGGUUUGAACAUAAUCUUUCAUGUAGCUUUGGCUCUCCUAAAGACUUCAAAGGAAGACCUUCUGCAGGCUGAUUUUGAAGGUGCUUUAAAGUUCUUUAGAGUUCAGCUUCCAAAGAGAUACAGGGCAGAGGAAAAUGCAAGAAGACUGAUGGAGCAGGCUUGCAAUAUUAAAGUACCAACCAAGAAGCUGAAGAAAUAUGAGAAAGAAUAUCAGACAAUGCGAGAGAGUCAGCUGCAACAGGAAGACCCAAUGGAUAGAUACAAGAGGGAGAACCGAAGAUUACAGGAGGCCAGCAUGAGGUUGGAACAAGAGAAUGAUGACCUCGCCCAUGAACUAGUAACAAGCAAAAUUGCUCUACGGAAUGACUUGGAUCAGGCAGAAGACAAGGCAGAUGUGUUGAAUAAGGAACUCCUCUUAACCAAACAGAGGCUGGUGGAGACUGAAGAGGAGAAGAGGAAGCAAGAGGAAGAGACUGCCCAGCUAAAAGAAGUCUUCAGGAAACAGCUAGAGAAGGCAGAAUAUGAAAUAAAGAAGACUACAGCUAUCAUUGCUGAGUAUAAACAGAUCUGUUCACAGUUGAGUACCAGGCUGGAGAAACAGCAAGCAGCCAGCAAGGAGGAGCUGGAAGUGGUAAAGGGUAAGAUGAUGGCAUGCAAACACUGCAGUGACAUUUUCAGCAAGGAGGGUGCUUUGAAACUAGCAGCCACAAGCAGAGAGGACCAGGGAAUUGAAACGGAUGAUGAGAAGGACUCACUUAAGAAGCAGCUGAGAGAGAUGGAACUGGAACUGGCACAAACCAAACUGCAGUUGGUGGAGGCCAAGUGUAAAAUUCAGGAACUUGAACAUCAGAGAGGAGCCCUUAUGAAUGAAAUCCAAGCUGCAAAAAACUCUUGGUUUAGCAAAACCCUGAACUCUAUCAAAACGGCCACGGGCACCCAGCCAUUGCAGCCAGCACCGGUCACCCAGCCACCCAAGGAGAGCACAUAGUUCCAGCCUUACCCAAGCACAAGAGCACAAUGUUCAAAGCAGUGGAAAUCUGGGAGGAUUCUUCCUGGUGUCCCUUUGAAGGAAAGUCAAGGAGGCCAGAAAACAAGCCAGAAUCUUUCAGUAGCUCUCUUUCUUGUAUGACACUUUUCAAAGGGAGGUUAUUUAAACUGACCUGUUUUAUGUUGAAUAUCUAUUUUCCAGCUUCUUCAUGGAAGGCCAUGUUCAGAUCCAUCAUAGUAUUAACACAUUAUUUUGUUUGCCUGAUGUUUAGUUGGAAAUAAGUAAUUCAGAACUAAAUGCUCUUUUAUUUAGAACUAAUUAUUCAUAAUUAUUUUUAUCUUACGUAAAAAUGGAGAUAUCUGUUAUUCCAAGGUUGAAGUGAAGUGAUAGGAAGAUCUUUGUCACAGGAAAAAAAAACAUUGAAACCUAAACCUCUUAGCUUUUCAGGAUUUAUUCAGAUAAAGCACACUGUGGGGCCAGGCAUGACUGCUCUCAGGUUUCCUCCUGAGCCUGAUUCCCAGGGGAGUGAUAAUCCUGUCCAAAGGAAAGAACCAAUCAGUGAUCAUUGGUUUACUUUCAUUAUCUGGAAAUGAAGUGCCAGGAAUAGAUGGGCUAUUCAGAUUAUACAUUAGGUAAAAGGAACUGAGAUUUUAAUAAGUGUAGGUUAGGAUCAUUUGGGCUGUGGUAUUCUAACAGAUCCUUUUAAGAACUCCACAUGGGACUUGUGAGUUCCUAAGUAUGCCUAAGUAUGGACACAGAUGUGACUUCUGGCACUUAUAAAGUUAAAGGUGGAUGUUGCGCCUUACAGACUUAGGGAGCCUUUACCAGAGACGCCUAAAAAGUCCCAGGUUCAGCCAUUGUGCUGAAUAGAGUGGAAUACAGAACCAGGGACAGAGUAUUUCAUUUAACAUUGAUAGAUAUUUGCUAAGGAAACACUAACAAUACUGUAACUUUGUUAAAGGACAUAGUAUUGAAAUGAGAAAUAGAGGUCAGGCUCACAUCAUCUUAGCUUAAUGUUGGGCAACUUUUUCCAAUUUCGGUAGUUCACUGAAAACGUGUCCUUCAUACCCAUAAAGAGAUACAAAUGCAUUUGUAACAUUUUUGAUUGAAUAUAAAAUCUUUACAGAAAUACUUAUCUCAUGGAAAGGUAAAGCUAUUGUUUAAAAAUUAGUGGAAAUAUUUUUUCAAUUAUAUUUAACAUGCCUAUAAAAAUAGUCCUUGCAGGAAAUUAUUUGAUAAGAGCAAAACUAUUUUUAUUUUAUAAACUAUUUUGGAGGCCUCUGUUCCUUUCACACCAACCAAACUACUAUUAGAUAUGUACAACAACAUUUGUUGAUAUACAUCAUUGGCCUCAUUGUUGAACAUAUUAUUUGCAAAGAAUCUUAAACUCUGCAGUGCCAGAAUGAUUUUCAUCUGUGCCAUAUGUUGCAAUUAAAAGUAACACACCCUUAGAAAAAUCAAAUAAGAGCCAUCUCCACCCCAGGAGGAUACAGCAAGUUGCUCACGGUGGAUCUUUUCCUCUAAAAUGAUCUUUUAUGUUCUAAAAAGUGAAAUCCCCUUUUUCUGUGUUUAUAUUAUCUACAGCCCAUAAAACUGAUGUGAUUAUUAUGUUAUACUCAUCAGAUAAUACUUUUCUUACAUAAAUCUUUUGUUGUUCUGACAUCUUUCAUUACAAAAUUUAUUUUCUUACCAAAAAGGAACAUAACUCAGCAUUCCAGGUAUCUAUAUUGACUUUAAUAUUCUCUACAUGGUGGUCUAGAGAAGCUAAUUUUUUUUUUUUUUUUUGUAAAAUAUAGUAGCUAGAAAAUGUUAUCUUGGCACUUGUUUUUGUAAAUCAUUUCGUAUAGGCUGUUAGCUUUACUGGUACUUUACGCUUUGAUUCCAAGAAGCCCUGUGCAGUUGCCUUAUCAAAUGGCCAGCUAAAUUAAAGAUGCUCUUUUGUGUUGUGAAUUUCAUAAUUCUGUACAGAGCUUGUUUCAACUUACAAAAAUAAGUACAUUCCACAGAAUGCCUAAAGUGCAUAAUUUUCUUUAAAUAAUAGGUGAGGGAGAAACAUAAUGGCUCUAGGUUAAUCCCUUAUCUGGAGACCUUGUUCAACUUCAUAGUCCCUUUCCUUUUGAAGAGAAAAAUCCUCCCCCAGCCAAGCAUGGUGGCUCACGUCUGUAAUUCCAGCACUUUGGGAGGCCAAGGUGAGUGGACCACCUAAGGUCAGGAGUUUGAGGCCAGCCUGGCCAACAUGGUGAAACCCUGUCUCUAUUAAAAAUAUAAAAAUUAGCCAGGUGUGGUGGCGGGCACCUGUAAUCCCAGCCUAUUCAGGAGGUGGAGGCAGGAGAAUUGCUUGAAUCCAGGAGGCAGAGGUUGUAGUGGGCCAAGAUUAUGCCAUUGCACUCCAGGCUGGGCGACAAGAGCAAAAUUCUGUCUCAAAAAAGAAAAAUCACCAGGUACAUACCUCUCAAGUUUGAUAAGUCCAUCUUUUGAGUUUUCUUUUAGCUCUUUCAAAAGAUUGUAAGGGCAAUACAUAGUUUUUUUUUUUUUUUUUUAUUCUCCAGCCCCAUAUCAUACUUGGAUAUGCCUGUUGGUACCAUAAGCCUAAACUCUCCCUCACUGCAAUGCCUUUGAGUCAGCAGCAAUAGUAAAGACAAGAAACAAAGAAAAUUCAGAAUUUGGUAUGUGGUAUGAUUGUUCAUACAAUAUGUUAUAAUAGCAAUAUUCCAAACAAUAUGUCCUUCACUGUCUGUUGUUUGAAAACUCAUGCAUCCCAGCAUGAAGUAACUACUAGUUUUAAUUUCACUUAUUUUGAGAUAUAUUUGAGAAUUGCAUCUCUUCUAUUGAAUUUCAUUUAGAAGAGAUGAACCAGCCAAAUAUCCAGGAAAGUUUUCAAAAUAUUCUAGUGUUUUUCAUCCUUUCCUAGGAUGUGCUCUGUAUAAAACAUUCCUCUGAAAAUCUAAUAUUUGUAAUAUCUAAGAAUUGAUCAUUUCUAUUUUCAUUAAAUUCUGUAGAAAAAAAUAAAUGAAUGAAAUUCAACUUCGUAAUUCAGUUCAUCAGCUUUUAUAUCUUGAGAAUCUUAACACAUUCUUUAAAUCUGAAAGAAACCAAGCUGGAUUUUGCAGUGCAUAUGUUUGCUAGCUUCCCACAUCCUGAACCAUGUCAAAAUUUGGUUAUAUUUAGUUAUAUAUAAUUUAAUGCAAAGAAAUUCUCAGUUACUUAAUGUUCUGUUUAUUUAUGAGUGCCUAUCAGGAACACUAAUAGGAAUGCCAUUCAACUGGUGUCUUCUCCUGCCCUUCUCCCAGCUGUUAAAUUAGUACUUUCUUCUUCAUUGGCUUUCUGAAAUGCCCUGAGUAAAGUAGAAAAGCGACCUUUGUAUGGAUGUGGGGAUAUUUAAUACUAUGUAUCUUGUUUCAUUUUUUUCUAGGGUGUAUUCAUAUUUAUUUUUCUCCAACGCCUGCUCCAUUUUCUUAAAAUAUUUUCCAGUUAAUAGUUAGUUGCUUUAUUUCCUAGCUGAAGUGAGAAAACCAAGAGAAAACAACACAGAUUUGGGCAGAGGAGAUACAGUUAGAUCCUUAAAGGAGUCAGCCACCCACCCAGAAGGAGAAUCACAUGUGUAACUGAUGUAGGGGUUUAAGCCUUCUUUUACUUUCGCUAAAAUCAGUCUACUAACUCUUCCACCAACCUUUGCAUCAAACACUUAGGUAGCUGCCUGAUUAGGGGGCCCCUUGAAGGGGGAAAAAAAAACUUUUAAAAAAUUAAAUGCCUUGGUUUUAUCUUCUGGGAAAGAACACUUUUACUUAAUUAGCAAGAUGAUUACAUUAUAUAACUUGCCCUUAAAAACACUCCAAAAUACUGACUCCUUUGCUCCAAUUACAAGUGAGAGAGUGAAGAAAUUCUGUUGUAUGAUUUGAACACUAUUAGGUUUGUAUGUGUGUUUAAUUGGAAGAAUUUUAUAUAGAGUAUCUCUGCUUCUUUUGUUUCCCUGGGUACCACACAACCAAAUACACAUUGAGAUUUCAAGAAAUAAUGAUGAAAGCCAGAAGGCCAGACCACAGCUCUGCAGCCUGUUUCCUACUAUCAGAUAUGAAACUCUUUCUCAUUACCAUGCUGAUAGUCACACUGAACUAGAACUGUCCCAUCACAUACUUUCUCUCUCAUAGUGGCUUCCAUUUAACACAGGCAAAGCCCUUUACCUUAGCAAAUUCUUUAUCUUUCAAAAGUGACCAAAAUGAGGAUUUCAACCUUGGUUGCUCCUCAAUAGAGAUGCUGAUCUUGAGUUGUAAUGAGAAAAGUGGACAUAUAGAUUUUAGUGACUGCAGUCAGCUCUCUGGCAUUCCUUUCUCAGUUUGCAUCUAAAAGACUACAAUAUGUCAAGCUUAUCUCCACCUGAAUUUGCUGCCUACUAUAAAAACAUUUCAUUAAUAUAUCUCAUUCCUCCUACCUCCAUCUCUGGUUUGUCAUUAGUGGUAUUCUGAAAAGCUUAAGAAAAAAGAAUCAUUGAGUAGAAAGUGAACAUUUUAAGUUAUUUUCCUUUUUCACUGGCAAUUAGUUAACAUGUAAAAUCUUUUCCAUUAAACUCUAUAACUUUUAAUAACUAUAUAUUAUAUAUGGGAUAAAAUAUAUGGACUGAAUUGUGAGAAUAUAAAUGCAUCGAGAGACUCUGGUGUCAUGAAAGCACAAGAAUAAGGCUGGAGAUGGUCCCAGAUCCAAGAUGUCCCAAAAGCCUUUUGUAUCAGUUUCUCUAUUUUUGGUAUUUUGCAUAAUGCAUGGAUCCUUAGUUCAAAUGAGGGACACAGUUUCUCAGCCCCACUUCUUUCUUUCCAACUCCUACCUUUCCCUUGCAGAGGAGGUAGUAGAGAUUCUGAAUUAUCUAUUAUGAAUUCUAUUAUUUUGUCCAUGGCAUCUCUAAUGAAAACAGGUUCUAGAAUAAAGGAGUUGAUUAGUCUGAACAGUACUAAUUAACUACAAAAAUGUUAGUGAUCAGCCUCUUCCUCUAUAAACGAUGACCAAUUAGAUGUUUCCAUAAUUCCAUGUAUUAUGUAUAGUACACUCUAUAAAUGUAAAUGUAAUGCUUGUCUAAAAAGUGCAAUUUAUUGUACAUUGUCCCAACAAAUGUUUACUUUUAUAAUUGUUAUGAACUUGAAUUGGAUUAGUAUUUUGUUUUUAUGUGUGAAUGAAGCCUUGUGAAAUAAACAAAUGCAACUGAGAAGGUAACAAGGUGACUGUUUUUGUGAGCCAGUGAUGUUUUCAAUGCUUUGUGUUGCCCCUUUGGCCCCAUUAAGCAGUAAUAAACAUUUGUUCUGAAGU
Messenger RNA from Macaca mulatta (Rhesus monkey), 8621 nucleotides. It is a transcript of the gene RABGAP1L, whose product is annotated as RAB GTPase activating protein 1 like. Gene Ontology annotation, biological process: regulation of GTPase activity. The record is from RefSeq and is a predicted model, not a curated record. Lineage: Eukaryota; Metazoa; Chordata; Mammalia; Primates; Cercopithecidae. Gene Ontology annotation, molecular function: small GTPase binding; GTPase activator activity.